AAGGAUGAUGCGAUGUUUCUCCGGCGCACCAAUCAAGGCGACGGGGCCGAGGCUAGACCGAGUGUGUUAUAUAAACCGCGAGAGAAGUGGGCCGUGGGGACUACCAACAACAGUGCUCUUAAUAUAUCUAUAUUGUCCAAGCCCAUGCUGUAGUGACGGCGGGCGCCACCGGGCGAGCGGAUUCGGGGAUGUUGUCCGUAUUGGAUAUGGAUGUUAUGGAGGGCAUUUAUAAAAAGGCCUGUCCGUCCUGCAAGUUAAUACGGUAUCGCCAUAUUUUCCUACUUGUUGCCAAGAGAGGAAUUACUCAAGAUGAGGCUUCAUCCAUUCAUUCUGCUAGCAGCUGCUGUCACCAGUACCAGCGCGGCUGGGGUUACAGGGGCAGCAGAGGGCUUCGCGAAGGGUGUGACUGGUGGCGGGAGUGCGACUCCAGUCUAUCCAGAGACUACUGCUGAGUUGGUUUCGUACUUGGGGGACAGCUCAGCGCGGGUCAUUAUCUUGACCAAGACAUUCGACUUCACUGGCACUGAAGGCACUACAACGGAAAAUGGAUGCGCUCCGUGGGGCACUGGGUCUGCUUGUCAGCUUGCGAUCAACAAGAAUGACUGGUGUACAAAUUACCAGCCAGAUGCCCCGUCUGCUUCUGUUAGCUACGACAAUGCCGGAGUCCUGGGCAUCACCGUCAAGUCCAACAAAAGCCUAGUAGGCGAGGGCUCCAGCGGUGUGAUCAAGGGGAAAGGCCUCCGGAUUGUGAGUGGUGCAAGCAAUGUCAUCAUCCAAAACGUUGCAAUCACAGACCUCAACCCCAAGUACGUCUGGGGCGGCGACGCAAUCACCCUCAACGACGCCGACAUGGUCUGGAUCGACCACGUUACGACCGCGCGCAUUGGCCGCCAGCAUCUCGUCCUGGGAACAAGCGCCUCGAACAGAGUGACGGUGUCCAAUUCCUACUUCGAUGGCGUGAGCUCAUACUCGGCCACCUGCGAUGGGUACCACUACUGGGGCAUCUACCUAGACGGCUCCAACGACCUUGUCACUCUAAAGGGGAACUACAUCUACCACAUGAGUGGCCGUAGCCCUAAAGUCGCCGCAAACACCCUUCUUCACGCAGUAAACAACUACUGGUACGACUCCUCCGGGCACGCAUUCGAGAUCGACGCCGGCGGCUACGUCCUCGCAGAAGGCAACGUCUUCCAAAACAUCCCCACCGUCGUAGAAUCCCCCAUCAGCGGGCAGCUCUUCACCUCGCCCAACUCGAACACGAACCAAGUCUGCUCAACGUACCUGGGCCAUACAUGCCAAGUCAACGGAUUCGGCAGCUCCGGCACAUUCAGCCAGGCGGAUACGGGCUUUUUGGUUAAUUUCCAGGGAAAGAACAUUGCCAGUGCAGAGGCUUAUACUGUUGCGCAGAGCAGUGUCCCGUCGAAUGCUGGGCAGGGGAAAUUGUAAGGUAUAUUCGAUUAGUUCCAAUGCAUGUCAUAUAUCGGUGCGUCAACGGGCAGGAGCUGGACUGACGUUCACCGACCCUUCCUAAACCCUAAAUUAAGCUUCUCUUUUCAGAGAAAGUGCAAUGAAGAAAGUCAGGUCGCUCCUUCCAACCCUGGACAGCCUUCCAUCGCACCUUCCCUCAAGCCACCCUACAAACGCAAUUAGUAACUCAACAGGAAGGAGCAACCUAUUAUCGCUCUUUCCAAUUUAAGUAUACUGGUACCUACUAUUUGUAGGUCGUAGUAGGCAGCUUCGGCAA
Messenger RNA from Aspergillus versicolor CBS 583.65, 1744 nucleotides. RefSeq names its product polysaccharide lyase family 1 protein. Bases 310 to 1446 code for a protein of 378 amino acids. The transcript has 5 exons. The record is from RefSeq and is a predicted model, not a curated record. Lineage: Eukaryota; Fungi; Ascomycota; Eurotiomycetes; Eurotiales; Aspergillaceae. Gene Ontology annotation, molecular function: pectate lyase activity.